Messenger RNA from Eruca vesicaria subsp. sativa (arugula), 1134 nucleotides. Lineage: Eukaryota; Viridiplantae; Streptophyta; Magnoliopsida; Brassicales; Brassicaceae. The record is from the annotation of a GenBank genome assembly.
AUGCAUUCCACUACAAAUCUUUCCCAUGCAGGCUUCGAUGCAAAAGACUUAAACAACCAACCAAACAACAUACCAUCGGAAUACGUAUGGCCCGACGAAGACAAACCCUCCACCGACAUCAAAGAGCUCCAAGUCCCUAUCCUCGACAUCUCCCGUUUUCUCUCCGACAAAGACAACCACGUCGCAACUUCUCAAGCGUCUAGCCUCGUGUCCGAAGCUGCCAAGCUUCAUGGCUUCUUCCUCGUCACGAACCACGGAGUCGACGAAGGGAUAUUGGCACGUGCCUACAAAUGUAUGGACACGUUUUUUGACUUGCCGGCAUCGGAGAAACAAAAGGCCAAGAGGAAAUGGGGUGAGAUCUCCGGUUACGCCGAUAGCUCUGCUGGGAGAUUCUACUCGAAGCUUCCUUGGAAGGAAACGUUGACGUUUAGAUUCUCUGCUGAGGAGAAGCUCAAGAACGGUACGGAAACCGUUAAAGAUUACGUUUCUAAGACAAUGGGAGACGAGAACGAAGAGCUUGGAACUGUGUUUCAAGAAUACUCAGAGGCGAUGAGUACUCUUUCGCUAAAUAUCAUAGAGUUUCUUGGAAUGAGUCUUGGGAUCGAAAGACGCUAUUUGAGAGAGUUUUACCAAGAUAACGAUUCGAUACUUAGGUUGAAUUAUUAUCCGCCAUGCAAACAGCCAAAUCUUACAUUAGGUACAGGGCCUCACACGGAUCCGACUUCUCUAACCAUACUUGAUCAAGACCAAGUCGGUGGUCUUCAGGUUUUCUUUGAGAACCAGUGGAGAUCCAUCGCUCCCAAGCCUCGAUCAUUCGUGAUUAACAUCGGCGACACCUUCAUGGCGUUGACGAAUGGAAUAUACAAAAGUUGCUUACACCGGGCAGUGGUGAACAGCGAAAGGGAAAGGAUGUCAUUAGCAUUUUUCUUAUGUCCAAAAAUGGACAAGGUGGUGAAACCACCGAAGGAGUUACUAGAAGUGUCCGGCCAGAGUCUGUACCCUAAUUUCACAUGGUCCAUGUUUCUUGAGUUCACGCAGAAGCAUUAUAGAUCCGACAAGAACACUCUUCAAAACUUCUCAGACUGGAUUAGGAGCAAAGAAGCCAUCGACAACAUACUUGCCGGAAAAAGUUAG